Messenger RNA from Bombina bombina (fire-bellied toad), 2594 nucleotides. RefSeq names its product NADH:ubiquinone oxidoreductase core subunit S1 (gene NDUFS1). The record is from RefSeq and is a predicted model, not a curated record. Gene Ontology annotation, cellular component: membrane. The transcript has 19 exons. NCBI's taxonomy places the organism in Eukaryota, Metazoa, Chordata, Amphibia, Anura, Bombinatoridae. Gene Ontology annotation, biological process: ATP synthesis coupled electron transport. Gene Ontology annotation, molecular function: NADH dehydrogenase (ubiquinone) activity; iron-sulfur cluster binding. The coding region runs from base 161 to 2353 and encodes 730 amino acids.
GAAGAUCUUGCAUAAUAUUUGACGGACAUUUCCGACCUCUUUUUUCAUCUGCGACGAAAGUUUCCGAGUCUGCCAUAUUGGAUGAGUGGGACAGUCGCUGUUGCUCUGGUCUAGAAGGCCAAAUACCCCAAAGGAGUCCAAGCGCAAGUGACUAGGCAUCAUGCUGCGGCUACCAGCAGUUCGCAGGGUUCUAGAAAGAGCAACUAAAGGCUCCAUCAUCUCAAAUAAUGUUCGGGCGACUGCAACAGCCACAAGUAACCUAAUUGAGGUGUUCGUGGAUGGCAUGCCAAUCAUGGUUGAGCCAGGCACCACGGUGCUACAGGCCUGUGAAAAAGUGGGCAUGCAGAUUCCUCGUUUCUGUUACCAUGAGCGUUUGUCUGUGGCUGGAAACUGUCGCAUGUGUCUUGUGGAAAUUGAGAAAGCUCCCAAGCCCGUGGCUGCCUGUGCUAUGCCAGUGAUGAAGGGCUGGAAUAUCCUUACAAAUUCUGAGAAAACUAAAAAGGCAAGAGAGGGCGUCAUGGAGUUUUUGCUGGCAAAUCAUCCUCUGGAUUGCCCUAUUUGUGAUCAGGGCGGUGAGUGUGACUUGCAAGAUCAGUCCAUGAUGUUUGGUAGUGACAGAAGCCGAUUUUUGGAUGGAAAGCGUGCAGUGGAAGACAAGAACAUUGGACCUCUUGUCAAGACUAUUAUGACUCGUUGUAUACAGUGUACACGCUGUAUUAGGUUUGCUAGUGAGAUUGCUGGUGUAGAUGAUCUUGGAACUACAGGAAGAGGAAAUGAAAUGCAAGUUGGGACUUAUGUAGAGAAGAUGUUUAUGUCAGAGCUUUCUGGAAACAUUAUAGACCUUUGUCCAGUAGGAGCAUUAACAUCCAAACCAUAUGCAUUUACUGCUCGCCCUUGGGAAACCAGAAAGACUGAAACUAUUGAUGUUAUGGACGCUUUAGGUAGUAACAUUGUAGUAAGCACAAGAGGUGGAGAGGUAAUGAGAAUCUUGCCAAAGGUGCAUGAAGACAUUAAUGAGGAGUGGAUCUCUGAUAAGACCAGGUUUUCCUAUGAUGGUCUGAAACGUCAGAGACUGACCCAGCCAAUGAUCAGGAAUAGUGAAGGUCAUCUAGUUCAUGCAACCUGGGAAGAUGUGCUCACACAAGUUGCUGGAGUGUUGCAAAGUGUGCAAGGAAAAGAUGUAGCUGCUAUUGUUGGUGGUUUAGCGGAUGCAGAGGCACUCGUAGCCCUUAAAGACUUGCUGAACAGGUUGAAUGCUGAUACCCUGUGCACAGAGGAAGUCUUCCCAAGUUCAGGAGCUGGCACUGAUUUACGCUCCAGCUACCUGCUAAAUUCAAGAAUUGCUGGUGUUGAGGAAGCUGAUGUUUUGCUACUGGUUGGUACCAACCCACGUUAUGAAGCUCCACUGUUUAAUGCAAGGAUUCGAAAAAGCUGGCUUCACAAUGAUCUCCAGGUGGCUGUGGUAGGAAGUUCAGUUGACCUGACAUAUACAUAUGAUCAUUUGGGCGAAUCCCCACAGGUACUCAAGGAUAUUGCAUCAGGAAAGCAUCCAUUCUGCAAGGUUCUUGGACAAGCCAAAAAGCCUAUGGUGGUAGUUGGCAGCAGCAUAUUGCAACGUAAAGAUGGAGCAGCUAUCCAUGCAGCGGUCUCUGCUAUAGCGCUAAAUGCUAGGACAAGUAGUGCUGUUGGUGAGGAAUGGAAGGUGCUGAAUAUUCUUCACAGAGUGGCUAGCCAGGUUGCCGCCCUAGAUAUUGGUUAUAAACCUGGAGUGGAUGCCAUACGGAAGAAUCCGCCAGCAGUUCUCUUUUUACUAGGAGCAGAUGCUGGUUGCAUUACACGCCAAGAUUUGCCAAAAGACUGCUUCAUAAUAUACCAAGGACAUCAUGGAGAUGUUGGAGCACCUAUAGCAGAUGUGAUUCUCCCUGGAGCUGCUUACACUGAGAAAGCAUCUACUUAUGUGAACACAGAAGGCAGAGCCCAAAGAACCUUUGCAGCAGUGACACCACCUGGACUGGCAAGAGAGGAUUGGAGAAUAAUACGUGCUAUCUCCGAGUUGGCUGGUGUGACUCUCCCUUAUGAUGACCAUGAUGGAGUGAGGGAAAGAUUGCAAGAAGUAUCUCCAAACCUUGUUCGAUAUGAUGAUGUGGAAGAAGCUAAUUAUUUCAAGCAAGCAACAGAGCUCUCCAAGCUUAUUAAUCAGCAAGUGCUCUCAGAUCCUCUUGUCCCUGCUCAGCUAACAAUUAAAGAUUUCUACAUGACAGAUUCCAUAAGUCGAGCCUCACAGACGAUGGCCAAGUGUGUGAAAGCUGUCACUGAAGGAGCACAAGCAGUGGAGGAGCCAUCCAUUUGCUAAACAAUCUUGUCACCAAUAAGCAAAAUCCUACAAUAACACCUGUUUUGUUUUUUCUUUGAAAAGUAGUUCUGGGAUGCUCUGUGUAGGACCACUGUCUGAGCAAUGUAGGAUUUUGUGAUUUACAUAUGUGCUUGUUUGAAAGCAUAUUUGAAUACUGUAACUAAAGAUACACUAUACUUGCAAAAUCAUAUGGCGUGUGUACAAAUUCCUUGUUAUCUUAUUAUUAAAAGGGUUUAUUACA